AACCUUUUCGCUGACGCAACCAAACUCCCAAAAAUAAAGUUUUAUUUAUUUUUCUUUUCUCUCUCUCUCAUAUUUCUUCUUCUUCCGUCUGCUUCUCUCCAUCUCCUUCCAACUCUCUCUCUCUUCAUGCCCGAACGCAUCGGGUCUCAAAAACCAUUGAUACAGACAUCGAUCCUUGUCAACUAGUCUUGAUCUUAUAAAUCUGUAGAGAUAUGGCCGCCGCAGCCGUUUCCUCUAACCCUCGCACCGUUGAAGAGAUCUUCAAAGAUUAUAGCGCUCGUCGUGCCGCUCUUCUUCGUGCUCUCACUAAAGAUGUUGAUGAUUUUUACUCUCAAUGCGAUCCGGAAAAGGAGAAUUUGUGUUUGUACGGACACCCUAAUGAGUCAUGGGAAGUGAAUCUACCAGCAGAGGAAGUUCCUCCUGAGCUACCUGAGCCUGCUCUUGGUAUCAAUUUCGCUAGAGAUGGUAUGCAGAGGAAAGAUUGGCUUUCUCUUGUUGCUGUUCACAGUGAUUGUUGGUUGCUCUCUGUUUCUUUCUACUUUGGAGCUCGUCUUAAUCGCAAUGAGAGGAAGCGGUUAUUCAGUCUGAUCAACGAUCUCCCAACUCUCUUCGAUGUAGUGACUGGUAGGAAAGCCAUGAAAGACAACAAGCCAAGCUCGGAUUCCGGAAGCAAAUCCAGAAAUGGCACUAAGAGAUCAAUAGACGGGCAAACAAAGAGCUCAACACCGAAACUAAUGGAAGAGAGCUAUGAGGAGGAAGAAGAAGAAGAAGACGAGCAUGGAGACACUCUCUGUGGGAGCUGUGGAGGUAAUUACACAAAUGAGGAGUUCUGGAUUUGCUGUGAUGUUUGUGAACGCUGGUACCAUGGAAAAUGCGUUAAGAUAACUCCGGCUAAAGCAGAGAGCAUCAAGCAGUAUAAAUGCCCGCCUUGCUGUGCAAAGAAAGGAAGACAGUGAUGGUGAUGAAUUGAUGAUGAUGAUGAUCUCUCAGAGAGACUUUGAUCCUCAUGUUUUAAUCAAUAUGUUAAUCAACUUUUUUUCUUUUUCUUUUCUUUUUUUUCUUUAACCUUUUAAUUUAAAAGCAUACAAAACUCUCUCUUUAGAUCUCAAGAAAGGGAUUUCAAGAAGUUGAUAAAGAGAGUAGCAACUGUUUGAGUAAUAUUAUUAUUAUUCAUAUUUAAAAAAAAAAAAAAACUGGGUUGUUCCAUGAAAUGUGUCAUUGGGUUUGUAUAUGUAGUCAAAUCUUUAAGCUUUGAACUGUAUUUUGCACUUUAUGUUUUUAAUCUUCUGUUAGGUCU
Arabidopsis lyrata subsp. lyrata is the source of this 1297-nucleotide messenger RNA. RefSeq names its product PHD finger protein ALFIN-LIKE 2. Lineage: Eukaryota; Viridiplantae; Streptophyta; Magnoliopsida; Brassicales; Brassicaceae. Gene Ontology annotation, molecular function: transcription coregulator activity; transcription cis-regulatory region binding; histone binding. Gene Ontology annotation, cellular component: nucleus. The record is from RefSeq and is a predicted model, not a curated record. Gene Ontology annotation, biological process: regulation of DNA-templated transcription. The transcript has 5 exons. Bases 213 to 956 code for a protein of 247 amino acids.